UUUCUUUUACCUUGUUUGGUUCAGUGUUUUACUUCUAUUCAAACCAAGAAUACAAAGCAUAAUUCUGUUACAAAACCUACAUGUUACAAAUAUCUUCUCAAACAGUUUCUUAACUAAGAACUGAUAAUGGCUCCUAACAUAGCUGCAAUCCUAACCCAAAACAGCUACAAAAUCAUCAUUGUUUUAUCAUCUAUAUUUCUUGAGUGGAUCCUAAUACUUCUCCUUCUAUCUAACUCUUUCUUUUCUUACAUAAUUACCAAAUUUGCAGCUUACUUUAACCUUAAACAACCCUGCAUUUUAUGCUCUAGACUCGAUCAUUUGAUCGAGCCUUCAAAAACCGCGGAUUUCUACAAAUCUUUAGUUUGUGAUAUUCAUGCUACUCAAAUAUCAAACUUGGGUUACUGCCCAAAUCAUCACACAUUUGCUGAAUUACAGCAAAUGUGUGGGGAAUGUUUUCCCAAGACACCCAAAAAUGUGCCAUUUUGUGCAUUUGACAGUAAUGAAAAGUUUCGAAAAUGCUUGUGUUGCGAGAAAAUAUUGGGCGAUAAACUUGAUACAUCGCGCUGUUUUACUGUCAGAGACGGGCUAGUGAUCAGUGAUCAUGGUAAUCACAGUGGUUCAGAAUGUGAACAUCAGAUCAUUUCUGAUGUUGGAAGUUUUUACCUUAGAGAAACAGCAGAAGAGGACAGUAGUCAAGGUGAUCAAGUUGAAGAUCAUGCAGUUGGAAAGCAGAUGGAACAUUCUAGAAGUGAAGACAAGACACUAUCCAGUGCAGAGUCCCACUCUAAAGUGGUAGAGUUUCAGCACACAAGUCAUCUAAGCAAGAUGUUAGGAGGAGAUCGUGAUGUUUUCUUUACACUAAGACAACUCAAAUUAGAUCUCGAAGCAGAACAAAAAGCUCGAAAUGAGCUGUACGCAGAACUAGAAGCAGAAAGAAAUGCUGCUGCAAUUGCUGCAAAUCAGACAAUGGCAAUGAUAACAAGGCUUCAAGAGGAGAAAGCCGCAACACAGAUGGAAGCACUACAUUAUCAAAGGGUAAUGGAUGAGCAAUCUGAGUAUGACCAAGAAGCAUUGAACGUCUUAAAUGAGUCAGUAUCCAAGCUCGAGAAAGAAAAAGAAGAGCUCGAGAAGGAACUAGGAAGGUAUCGUGAGCGGGUUUUGGAUUACGAGGCAAAAGAAAAGGCGAUGAUGUUGAUUCAAAAAUGUAACGAGAAUUUUUGUUCUUCGUGCAGCAUUGAUAAUGACAGUGAUGUGCUAUCUAUUGAUCUAAACAAGGAUACAUCUCUUAUGGAAUGUUCUAAGCAAUGGGGUGCCAUUGAAGAUUCAUUGGAGGAGCUCGAGGAAGAGAGAAUGUCGAUAAUAAAAGAGCUGAAGGAGUUGGAAGAGAAGCUUCAGAAAAGUGCAAAACAGGAUGAUCAGAACUUGUUGGAGGAAUCAGAACCAAAUGCAGAUUUGUGCAGCCAAGAAGUGAAUUUAGUCUCUUGUUUUCCUACUUGUUUACCGAAUGAAAAUCACCCGAAAACAAUGGCUUCUGUUGCUAGGAAGUUGCUCGAUCUUGUUGAAUCAGAUGAUGAUAUAGAGAGGGAAGACAUGGGGUUGACUAAUGAAGUUGGGUUUGAUAGAGAAACCGAAAACAAAAGGGUUGCAAUGGAAAAGGAGAUGAAUCAUGUAUAUGGAAGGCUACAAGCGUUAGAGGCAGAUACCGAGUUCUUAAGGCAUUGUAUCGCGUCUGUGAAUAAAGGGAAUGAAGGAUUAAGUGUACUUCAAGAGAUCUUGCAACAUCUCCGCGAGUUAAGAGAUGCAGAGAUUUGUUUGUGAUGGAAUGUAGUUAGUGUUGUUGCACUGAGUGCGCGCAUUUCUCCUUGUCGUCUCCUUGGAGGGGGCACGGUAUGAUCUGUCUGCUACCCUUCUCCCUGAACCCUGACUUUGUGCGGGAUACUGGGUUGUUGACUCUUGAUUCUUGUUGGUGCCCAAGUCUUUCACUCAUUUGUUAUGUUUUUGGUUCUUUAUGAUCUUUAAGAAUUAGACAAUCUUAUCUUCUACCUUUUGAAAGAGAUUUUGAAUUUAUGAUAUGAUGAAAGGAACCCCAAGCAUAGAGCUAAGAGACCUGUUUCUAGUUGGUUUUCCCUCCAUUUUAGACAAACAAUGCAGAGUUUAAGCAAUAAUGCAACCAUGAACUCAACCAGAAUUCAAUGCUCUCCAUGAUGUAGGAACUAAAAUAGAUGCUUUUAGUGAAAUUUCAACUAAAAGUUACUUAACAUCAAUCACUUAAGAACACAUGUAUAAAUAUAUAUAUGAAUACAUAAAGUUAUAAUAACCUU
This is a messenger RNA of Amaranthus tricolor (Joseph's coat), 2321 nucleotides long. Its product is annotated as myosin-binding protein 3. Lineage: Eukaryota; Viridiplantae; Streptophyta; Magnoliopsida; Caryophyllales; Amaranthaceae. Gene Ontology annotation, molecular function: myosin binding. The transcript has 2 exons. The coding region runs from base 127 to 1818 and encodes 563 amino acids. The record is from RefSeq and is a predicted model, not a curated record.